CAGAAUUGGUAAAUUAAAAAAUAAAUCAGAUGAUUUUAUGUGGGGAGGGAGGCAUUAGAUGCUUUAAGUAAUGGAUUAUGAAACUGACCGUCCCCUUACGUUGUCAUUGUUCUUGUUCUUGUUUUGGUUUGCGGCUUUUUAUUUUUCUUUCAAAAUAAUUAUUAUCAUUUUCGACGACGCAUACGAUGAAAAGGAAAAAUUAAUUACCAGAAUAAAUUAAUUUAAUACGACAACAAUAGUCUUCUCUUUUACUGCUUUCCUUUGGUCUUCGCUUUCUCCAAAACAGGAAAAGAAAAAAAACUGAAGCUUUUUUACCUUUGAGCACAGAGCUUUUUUUUUUCUUUAUAUGGCGGCCGCUUAAAGCCCUCUCUGUUUUCUUUCUGUCUUUGCUGAUUUUGGGUUUUUUUCCCUGUUUCUUAAUUCAUCGUUUCCUAAAGUUAAAAGGCGAAAAACACAUAGUUAGCUUUGUUGCGGUUCAAAUCGUUCUUUGAAGUUGGAAAGCUUUAAGGAUGUCUAAGAUUGAAGAUUCUGGUAGCCCCGGUUGGAGUGCAUCUUUGUUCAUGCAGACAAAGGAGGAUGUUGCAAGAGCAGUUGCUGCAGCUGCAACUACUGUUCGUUCUCCCCGACCAUCUGCUGUGUAUUCAUCAAAAGAUGAAAAUGGUGGUAGCCAAUUUCAGAAGCUACAGCGUCAUUUUUCUAGAGUGUUAAAAGGCUUCUCGCAACCCCCUGAAGUGAGAAGUGGAACUUACAAUCCGGAAGUUCUGACUAGCCAAAAGCGUCAAUGGGCAAACUUUCAGUUGCAAUACUUGUCAAGUGUGCAGGAUCAUAGAUCUUUGAAGGAACCAUUGAGGCUUUUCGAGAGCAUGGUUAUUGUUGGACUUCCUCCUAAUUGUGAUUUUCAGGCACUUCAAAGGCACUAUGUAACCAGAAAAUUUGAAGGUUCUGGAAAACUGCAAAGUGCUUUAAGUUAUCAGAAUAAUUCUCGUGUGGAACCAAACCUUGAACCCCAGGUCUUAUUUGUUUAUCCUCCAGAAAAGCAGCUGCCACUUAAAUACAAGGAUCUUCUUUCAUUUUGCUUCCCUGGAGGUGUAGAGGUUCAUGCUGUUGAGAGAACUCCUUCUAUGAGUGAGCUGAAUGAAAUUCUUCUUUCACAGGAACACCUAAAACAAAGUGACCUGUCAUUUGUAUUCAGAUUGCAGGUUGCUGAUGAUUCUACUUUGUAUGGAUGCUGUGUGUUAGUUGAAGAAAUAGUACAAAAGCCCUCUGGGUUGCUUUCCUUAAUUUCAGAUAGACAAACUGCCUGCCCAUCUAUGAGUCGUUAUGUGAUGACCACUCACAGAUGUUAUUGCAUUCUUUCGAGGCUUCCAUUCUUUGAGUUGCACUUUGGCGUGCUGAAUAGCAUAUUUGAUGAAGAAAGGUUGGAUCGGUUAACAAAAAGCAUUGGUGAUAUAGAUUUAGAAUUGUCAGAGAGUUAUAGCAGUGAAACAAACCUAGAUGAUGUGCCAACAGAUCAAGGAGCUCUAAAGGACUUACAGAACACAACGAUUGAAACCUCUGAGAUAGGUUCAGGAGAUUCUAAACCUGGAAUUACUGAUGAUGAGAAUAGCUUUGAGCAUGAAAUGCUUGAGAGGAACUUGGACUCAAAUAAAGCUUUUAAUAAUAAUAAUGUUAUUCCAAUUGAUCUGGAAACAGAGACAUUUGUGAGCAAAAAAGAAUCUAAUGGUGCAAAUCCUGAAGAUUGUGAUAUUGAUGUUGAUGAUUUCACAGCAAAUAAGCAAGCGGCAGAAAGACGCUUGCCAAAUGCUGUUUUGCCACUUCUGCGCUAUUACCAGUAUGAAAGCUCUGAAUCUUCUUGCAGUUUUCAAAGUUCUCCAUGUGAGGACAGGAAUUUGAGGAGUGAUGUUGAUGAUACAGAAACAGAAGAGACGUCUAUCUCUGGCCAGGAGGAUUCCAGUGAUCACCUUGAUAUCCUUGAAUGGGCUAAGGCAAACAAUCACGGAUCAUUGCAGAUACUAUGCGAAUAUUAUCAGUUACCUUGCCCUGCAAGGGGUGCAAAACUUAGGUUUCAUCCUUUGGAGCACCUUCAUCCACUGGGAUAUCAUAGACCUGAUGAAAAAGUUUUGAACAUUGCUGGCUCAACCAUUGAUUUGAGAUCUUGCAGUACAAGUCUUGAAUUUGCUGAGGCACACACUGCCCUUUUGGCAGAAGAGGAAGCAACUGCUCUAUCAACAUGGGCUGUUGCAUGCAUGUGUGGAUCUCUGCGGCUUGAACAUGUGUUAACAAUCUUUGCUGGAGCAUUGCUGGAGAAACAGAUUGUGGUUAUUUGUUCGAAUUUGGGAAUCUUAUCUGCUACAGUUUUGUCAAUUGUCCCUCUGAUCCGUCCGUACCAAUGGCAAAGCCUCUUGAUGCCUGUUUUGCCAGAUGAUAUGCUGGACUUUCUAGACGCCCCUGUUCCUUACAUAGUUGGUGUAAAGAACAAAACCAGUGAAGUACAGUCAAAGUUAGCCAAUGUCAUUCUGGUUGAUGCGAAUAAGAACCAGAUAAAGGCAUCUACAAUACCACAACUUCCAAAGCAUAGAGAGCUGUUUGCAUGCUUAAGUCCUUAUCAUGCAAAGCUUGUUGGGGAAAGUUAUUUGGGGAGGAAGAGACCUGUACAUGAGUGUACGGAUGUACAGAUUGAAGCUGCCAAAGGUUUUCUAUCAGUGUUAAGAUCAUACUUGGAUUCUCUUUGCUCUAACAUGCGGUCACACACAAUUACAAAUGUACAGUCCAACAAUGAUAAGGUAUCUUUGCUUUUAAAAGAGAGCUUCAUCGAUUCAUUCUCUAGUCGUGAUCGACCAUUUAUGAAGCUGUUUGUGGACACACAACUCUUCUCCGUACAUACGGAUCUUGUUCUCUCAUUUAUCCAGAAGGAAUAGGACCACAACCAUGAGGAUGGCCAGGAAUUUUUAGUGUUGUAACUUGAACGCAAGUUCAGCAAUGUAUAAUGACAAAUUAUAUUAUUGAUAUCGCCUAAAAAUGUUAUAGGUUUGUAAAAGUAUUUAUUUUUCCUACAUCGCGAUUCCCCUUUUUCUCUUGCUAUUUUCUACUUGGCAGCCUGAAAAUUAAUAAAAUAAUAAUUGAAUGAGAUA
Durio zibethinus is the source of this 3131-nucleotide messenger RNA. RefSeq lists its product as uncharacterized. NCBI's taxonomy places the organism in Eukaryota, Viridiplantae, Streptophyta, Magnoliopsida, Malvales, Malvaceae. The record is from RefSeq and is a predicted model, not a curated record.